AUGGAGAUCCCAAUCAACACCGAGUCCCUUGCCGACAAACUCACCGAGCAAGCACGCGACCACCUCCCCAAUCUCUCCGCCCACUCGACCGCAGACAUAAGCGUCACGCCCAUACCCAGUCCACUCAUCGACACCACCUUCUCCUCCGCCACGUCCCUCUCGACCUCCGUUCUCAACGCCUCUAUCCAUUCUUUCUCCGACCAAUGGUUCGCCGAAGCGUCGAACCUCCUCAACCCAGCGAAACCGAUAUGGAAGGAAGGCUACUACGUGCACGCGGGAAAGUGGUAUGAUGGGUGGGAGACGAGACGGCAUAAUACUGCAGAGUAUGACUGGGUGGUGAUCAAGUUGGGCGUCGUGUGCGUGAUUGAGGGCGUGGAGGUUGAUACGGCGUUCUUUAAGGGUAAUGAGGCACCGGAGGCUGGGCUGGAUGCUGCGUUCGUGGAAGAGGGAAAAGAGGGAGAGGUCAAGGGUGGUCAAGGGGAGUGGAUUGGUUGGGAGGAGGUACUGCCGAAGCAGACGUGUGGGCCGAGUCAGCGGCAGGCGUGGAGGGUCAAGGGGAAGGGUGUCGAGGAGAAGGAAGUUAACUUCUUGAAGCUGAAGAUGUAUCCUGAUGGUGGGAUUGCUAGGUUGCGGGUGUAUGGUAGGGUGGUGAGUCCUCCGUUGCCGGUCAAGGUUAGGGAAGGUGGGGAGGAGAGGCCGCAGGAAGAUCUCGCGGCGGCGUUGAAUGGAGGUGUUGCUGUGGCGCGGAGUGAUGAGCAUUUUGGGACGAAGUCGAACUUGUUGCUGCCGGGCAGAGGGAAGGAUAUGGGAGAUGGGUGGGAGACCAGUCGGUCAAGGACGAAGGGCCACGUCGAUUGGGUCAUUGUUAAGCUGGGUUUGAAAGGACGAGUGAUCGAAAAGGUUGUCGUCGAUACGAAGGACUUCCGAGGGAACUUCCCACGAGCAGUGAAGGUCGAAGGAUGGUCAGAGUCGGCAGCGAAGGCUGCGUUGGGCACAGAGGAAGAGCCCAAGCAUGAUGGUCCUGGUUGGCGAGAAUUGGUCAAAGGUGAGCAGAAAUGCCAGUCGGACCAUGAGCAUGUAUUUGAAGGAGAUGCGUUGGCAGUGCAGCAGCCGCCGGAAGGAGAGGUGUGGACGCACGUCAAGAUGACCAUCAUCCCAGAUGGCGGUGUCAAGCGGCUGAGGAUUUUUGGACGGAGGGCAUAA
Messenger RNA from Cyphellophora attinorum, 1203 nucleotides. Its product is annotated as Allantoicase. The coding region runs from base 1 to 1203 and encodes 400 amino acids. NCBI's taxonomy places the organism in Eukaryota, Fungi, Ascomycota, Eurotiomycetes, Chaetothyriales, Cyphellophoraceae. Gene Ontology annotation, molecular function: allantoicase activity. The record is from RefSeq and is a predicted model, not a curated record. The transcript has a single exon. Gene Ontology annotation, biological process: allantoin catabolic process.